AUGCCUGAGUCGACUGGACUGUUGGCUGGUGUUUUCAACUAUGUGGCUCGUGAAUUCGAGUCUUUCGUUGUUCAUGCCACUGGUGGACCUAACGCUGAGACGGACGAAGACGAGCAACUGACCAACGUCUCUGUAUCGUCUGGAACUGCAGGGAGACGCUCCAAGACACGUCGUGCUGCCGGUGACUCUCCUCACUCAACUCGCUCUCCCUCUCCAUCUCCAACCGCUAUUCCUUCUAUUCUACGGCGUCGACACUCAAUUAGCAUGCCCGGAUCUCUGUUCCCCCGCACAUCGUCUCUUGAACCAGACUCGCCGCCCGCUCAAAGUCUUUCUGUUCGUUUUGCAUCGGACGUCCCAGAAAUGCGCGGAGUGGAUGUCCUAAUAUCUCGCUCAGACAAAAAUUUAGCAAAACGAGAGCUUGAAUUAGGCACGCGGUACUCUGCAGCUGAAAAGGGGAAGGCACGCGCAACAGAAUCGGACUUGGACGUCGAAACGCCUGGCGUCAGAGUGGACUCGCGGGAAACAUCAAUACUAGCUCACGAUCGUGAACGAGAACUUGACAAGGAGAAGAUUCGUCUGUUAGAGGAGGAAGUUUCGCGUCUAAAACAUCAACUGUCGACUCACUCUUUCGAUUUUGUUUCGCCACCGCCACCGCCACCACCGCCACCGCCGCUCCCUCCUCCAAAUGUCGGCAUCCGCGCACCUACAGCUCUAUAUGGAGCCGCUCGAGCGUCUCUCAAGUCUAAAAUGGCGGAAGAGGAGUCUUUAAAUCAAGCUAUAGUGCCUCGUCGGCAGGGCAUGCCCACAGUUGGCGUCCCAGCAGAGAAAAUGGCCGAUUUCCUCGCAGAGAUGAAGACAGUUCGUCUCAAAAAGACGCCAUCGUUCAUUGGAACAGAGCAAGCAUCAAGUCCUUCGAUCUCGAAUAGUGCAGGAUCGAUGGACAAUCGUGCAAACAAAAGUCGUCUCGGAUCACGUAAUGCUGAGAUCUUGCGUAAAUUGGGACAGUCGACGAGCAAAUCCAAUGCGUCCAUUUCGAACCAUAGGUGGUCUGGGGAAAUCGGUCGCAGUUUCUCUUUUGAACCUUCUAUCCAGGAGACAGUCGGCGAGAAACGGAAACGCAUUGCAGAGAUGGAAUCUGACAGCGACGGCAUCUACCAACCCCAAGCGAAGCGCCGUUCUUCUUCGUCAGCUAGUUUGCCUUACUCAACUUCCUCCACUAUCAUAUCCGAGUCCUACCCACCUUUGCGUCAUGCUCCGCCUCAAGACACACCCUCUCUCUGCUCGGAUGUAGGUAGAGAAGAUGAGGACGACUCUGACGACCGGUUUCCGUCAACACCUCCUCUUCCAAUUAUGCCAGGUCGCAAAGUUUUUGUACGGGCUCCCGGUCAACGUCAGGUCGACGUUGAUAUGACCGACGAUAAUACCAUUACACCUCCGAGAUCGAAAAGUACAGAUAUGUUUGCAAUGCGACCCCCAACUUCACCAAUGCCACCAGUCGAGCAAAUGUCUCCCCGCAAGCCACGUCCUCCUGGUCGUACCCCUAGAAGACCACCAGCGACUCUGACUGUUGAUGACGACGAGGAUGAGCUCAGCAUCGGAUUUGGACGUUCUUUGUCGAAGAAUAAGCCAUUGCCCUCGCUUUCACGAUCGAGCAAGGCAUCUUCCGUAGGCUCAACUUCUUCUCUCGCAAGAAAAGCACGCCAUCAACCGACGCUUGAAGAAGAACUACGCAAUGCCUCCUGGUCUGAAGAGGAUUUAGACAGUGGGGUCCUGAUUGGUGUAGGGGGACGGCCUCAGAACCACAGCUUUUUAGCGCGAGGAGGGGCCGGUGGCGAACCUGUUGUCAUGGGCGUCGGUUACAUUCAACCUAAAAUACCGAACAGUAGACGGAAAGGAAAGAGCAGGAAAUGA
This is a messenger RNA of Mycena indigotica, 1911 nucleotides long. RefSeq lists its product as uncharacterized. Gene Ontology annotation, cellular component: cytoplasm; actin filament. Gene Ontology annotation, molecular function: microtubule binding; actin binding. Gene Ontology annotation, biological process: actin filament polymerization. NCBI's taxonomy places the organism in Eukaryota, Fungi, Basidiomycota, Agaricomycetes, Agaricales, Mycenaceae. The transcript is spliced from 5 exons. The record is from RefSeq and is a predicted model, not a curated record. The coding region runs from base 1 to 1911 and encodes 636 amino acids.